Molecule: messenger RNA, 1173 nt
Organism: Grammomys surdaster
Lineage: Eukaryota; Metazoa; Chordata; Mammalia; Rodentia; Muridae
Product: rano class II histocompatibility antigen, B-1 beta chain-like
Exons: 6
Coding region: 71-862 (263 amino acids)
Biological process (GO): peptide antigen assembly with MHC class II protein complex; positive regulation of T cell activation; immunoglobulin production involved in immunoglobulin-mediated immune response
Cellular component (GO): MHC class II protein complex; membrane
Molecular function (GO): MHC class II protein complex binding
Source: RefSeq, a predicted model, not a curated record
CCAGAACUUUGCUUUCUGAAGGGGACACAGCAGGUGUGAGUCCUGGUGACUGCCAGUCCCUGUCUUAGAGAUGGCUCUGCAGACCCCCAGCCUCCUCUUCUCAGCAGCUGUGGUGGCGCUGAUGGUGCUGAGCUGCCCAGGAACUGAGGGCAGAGACUCCCCAAGGGAUUUCGUGAUCCAGUUCAAGUUCCAGUGCUACUACACCAACGGGACGCAGCGCAUACGGCUCGUGACCAGACACAUCUACAACCAGGAGGAGUUCAUGCGCUUCGACAGCGACGUGGGCGAGCACAUCGCGGUGACCGAGCUGGGACGGGACAUAGCCGAGGACUACAACAAGCAGUACCUGGAGCGGACGCGGGCCGAGCUGGACACGGUGUGCAGAUACAACUAUGAGGGGCCGGAGUCCUACAAUGGACUGCGGCGGCUCGAGCAGCCCAAUGUCGCCAUCUCCCUGUCAAGGACAGAGGCCCUCAACCACCACAACUUGCUGGUCUGCUCAGUGACAGAUUUCUACCCAGCCCAGAUCAAAGUGCGCUGGUUCCGGAAUGGCCAGGAAGAGACUGUGGGGGUCGUGUCCACACAGCUUAUUAGGAAUGGGGACUGGACCUUCCAGAUCCUGGUCAUGCUGGAGAUGACCCCUCAGCGGGGAGAGGUCUACACCUGCCAUGUGGAGCACCCCAGCCUGCAGAGCCCCAUCACUGUGGAGUGGCGGGCACAGUCUGAGUCUGCCCAGAGCAAGAUGCUGAGUGGCAUCGGAGGCUGCAUGCUCGGGGUGAUCUUCCUUGGGCUUGGCCUUUUUGUGUAUCACAGGAAUCAGAAAGGACCUCAGGGGCCUCCUCCAGCAGGGCUCCUACAGUGACUCAGAGUGUCUUGUGUGAGUUGACUGUCUCACACUGUAAGGCCUGCAGGUCCCUGCUCCAAAUUCCCAUCUGUAUCAGCCUGCCGCUCUUGGAUUCAGAGUCUAGCAUAAUGCCAGUGUACCCAGCUCUUGUGAUCUCGGAGUCUCCAAGUCUUUGUUGGCAGCUCUGCCCUGGGCUGAUUCCAGAGACACCAUCCAUUUACUGUAACACUCCAGGCUUUCUGUCUCUACUGUGCCACACAGGCUGCUGAAGAGAUGUGCUGAAACCAUCACCUCUUUUUCAUAAUUAAACAUUCUAUGAUUUAUUUGUA